This is a messenger RNA of Lutzomyia longipalpis, 1277 nucleotides long. RefSeq lists its product as uncharacterized. The coding region runs from base 135 to 1277 and encodes 380 amino acids. The record is from RefSeq and is a predicted model, not a curated record. NCBI's taxonomy places the organism in Eukaryota, Metazoa, Arthropoda, Insecta, Diptera, Psychodidae. The transcript has 4 exons.
UUGCGCGCAAAAAAUAGAACCUUUAUCACUUUCUUAGCUUUCUUAUCAGCCCUAAACAUUUUUAUUAAACCGUCAAAACAAGAAAUUAAUAAGACAUGUAGUUUCUUCAUCCUUUUCUUGAUUUUUUUAAAAGAAUGUUUAAUCAUCUUCAGGAUCUCCUGGCUGAAAUUCAGGAGAGGAAUCAAUCAGAGGAAAUCCUUCCGCAUGAAGAGGAAUUUAUUGAGCAAAUCCAUUACUUGAGCAGCUGGGAGAAAAUUUUCCUGGAAAAGCGUCUGUAUUCCCUGGAAUGGCAAGUAGGAAGCCCCCAUUUAUUCGCCAUCCUGCAGAAGGAAGGAAUCUUCAACAUUUGCCUCUUCAUCACGUCCAGCAACAUCAGCAACGAUGACAACAUCCUCAUCCUCAACGAUCUGCUGGAAGUUGAGCACAGCCUCUUGGCUGAAGUAAUCUUGGGAGCUGCAGCUGAAAUUCCUCAAUCUGAGAAGGUGGUUUGCCUCCUUGAGCGCUGCUGUGACAGUGCUCUGAGAGAUUUGCUAAAUGAUCCUCAACUCAAAAUCCCAAACUACCUGGAACACCUUGAGGGGCUUUUGCGCGACAAAGAGGACCUCCAGCACUUCCGGAACCUUCAUUUGGAAGUCCUAAUCUCCAUGGAGCACUCAAAAGUACUGGAAGCUCUAAAGAAGCAGAAGAUUUGGGCAGGAGAGGAUGUUUUUGAGGCAAAUAAAUCCCUAAAGGAGCUCAUGGGGUACGUUACAAAGCCCCAAAGGGAGUCCUUGGAUGCUCUGCUGGGACAAAUGACAAAGACAAACUUCUCCGGAUGGAAAUAUUCUCUGGGAAUCUUGAGAUUUAUCCUCAAAACUGCCUCUAUGGAUGACCAGCUGCAUGUUAAGAAAUACGUGGAGGGGCUGUUUUGGAAGGCCUGCAUUUCCCGGAAUGAGCAACAAUUCCAGAUUUGCGUCCUCCUGGCCAGGGAGAUGUGCUACGCAAGGGCAGAAGAGAAGAAAUCCACCUACUUGACGUGGUACAAAGCAACAGUGUCUGAGAUGAGCUACAAAAUCCAACCAGAAGACUUUCGCACAAUUCUAACCUUUCUAACUGAUCUCAUUCGCGUGGAGGAGGACCCAGACUUCCUGGAUGUUCACAUUACGUCCGCUGUGCCAGCUCCUCCACGUUGCAAUGAGAUUGUUCAUGAAUUCAAACAAAUCUCUCGGAUUCGUCGCAAUGAGCUUAAUCCUGGUAUUGUUCAGGACGAAGCUGGUGUACUAAUUCUUGAUCCUUAA